Branchiostoma floridae (Florida lancelet) is the source of this 1077-nucleotide messenger RNA. RefSeq lists its product as uncharacterized. Bases 1 to 1077 code for a protein of 358 amino acids. The transcript has 4 exons. Lineage: Eukaryota; Metazoa; Chordata; Leptocardii; Amphioxiformes; Branchiostomatidae. The record is from RefSeq and is a predicted model, not a curated record.
AUGUGUGCCACGGUAGAAAACACAUACAACGAACACCUACAGAAGGGCUGCAGGGGUCUGCAGACAGGCAACUUGGACAUAACAGGACAGCUGCAAGAGGGCUGCAGAGCCCUGCAGACAGGGGACCUGGACAAGGCAGAACAGAACUUUGCAGCUGCGCUCAAGUCAGUUCAUGGAAAAGAUUCAAAGAAAGAGGUGGAGCCACUACUAAAGUUAAGUGAUGUCUACCUGAAGAAAGGAUUACAGUCAAAAGACGGUGAUGAUUUCACCAAGGCAGCAGCGCUCUGUAACGCAGCACUGGUAAGAUCCAAAACAGAAGACCAAGGUGGCAUAAAACAAACAAUCCAAUUGAUAACCCAAGCAUUCGUUCAGCACGUCCUGGGUAUCAAACGAACGGUAGGCAUUGAUGACGUAGACAAACACAAAACGAUGUUGAAGGAAGAUAGACACAAAAUAGCAAAAGAAAUCGAAAAGAUUGAACAACAGGCCGAUCCUUACUGCCUUGAUGAUGACGACCCAAAAAUUACAGAAGUGGAGAAGAGGAGAGUGGAAGCAGUCAAGGUAUUGUUUCAGACAAUACUGCAUCAGCGAAGAUUGUUUAUGACAGGCCUUAUAGAUGAAUGCAUGGAGGUAAUGGGCCCCCCUUCCUGUAAGUACGCCAUGAUAGGCUUGGGUUCGCAAGCCACAGGUCUAGUAACACCGUACUCUGACAUUGAAUUUGCCAUUUUGGUAGAGAAGGAAGCAGAAAAUAAUGUCAAGUACUUCCGCAACCUCACUCACUACCUUCAUCUCAAAGUAAUCAAUCUGGGAGAAACUAUUCUUCCUGCCAUGGGGAUUAAGUCUCUUAAUGAUUUCCACUCAGACUACCCACUGGACAACUGGUACUAUGACUCUGUAACACCGCGCGGGUUUUCGUUCGAUGGUACCAUGCCACAUGCAUGCAAGACUCCGCUAGGCAGGGGUAAAACGUGUGAACUUAUCCGCACACCCAGUAACAUUGUUAAACUCCUGGAAGAAAAUGUCACGUUUUACUUAAAGAAAGGCUACCAUCUUGUAAGUGUCCUGGGUGUACGAUAG